UCUCUUCCUCAUUGUCCUAACUUGGUUUUCAAAUUCUGACAAAAAUACCCAAAACUAUACACCCAAUCAAUGUAAAUCCAACACCUGACACAUUGCAUGGACAACACCUGCAUCAAUCCAAUUCCUUUACGGGAAGGUGCCAAAAAACAAAAAUAAAAAAUUGCCCCCAAAACUAACUUUGUCUCUUCUUCACAUUUUUGUUAAAGCCAAGCAUCUUCCACCCCUUGCCUUUCUAAACGCAAACCUCUGCAAUCUCCCCCUCUAUACAUAUCCAUAUAUACAUGUAUUUAUACAUUUAUGUCUGUUGAUAGUCCUUUAUAUUAUUAAUGGAGAUGGGCGAAAAGAUGAAUAAGGAGGCAUUAGUGGUUUGUAGUGAUAAGAGUACGGGUAUUGGGAUAACCGUGUGGGACUUGGAAACUGGGGAACAACUCCUUCAUAUCCCCACCUGUGCUGCCGCUCCUCAUGGGCUGUUUUGUUUGAGAAACCAGUUCAUUGUAGCUUCUCAAAGCAACAGGCAUGGCUCUUUUGGUGGUGGGUCUAUCUUUAUUUGGCCAUUGAACAAGCCUCAGUCACCAUUGCGGAGCUACACAUUGGAGGCAAUGGGCCCCAUUUCUUGCACAAAAGAUGGCUUAUAUAUUGCGGGUGGAGCUCCUUCCGGGAAUGCUUAUCUUUGGGAGGUUACUAGUGGAAGAUUGCUGAGAACAUGGCAUGCUCAUCAUAAAUCACUGAAGUGUAUGGUCUUCUCUGAUGAUGAUUCACUUCUUAUUUUUGGUUGUACCGAUGGAAUCAUCUCUGUUUGGUCUAUGAUUAGUUUGGUAGAUGUGGAAGAUUCUGGAAGCUCACCUUCAUUGCUCUAUUACUCAUCAGAACAUAGAUCUUCCAUAACUGGGUUAGUAACUAUGUCCGCAGGUGCACGUUCCAUUUUUAUAUCAAGCUCUCUCGAUGGAACAUGCAAGGUUUGGGAACUAGUUUCUGGAAGGCAUUUACAAACAUUAGUUUAUCCAAUGUCAGUGACAGCCAUCGCUCUUCAUCCGCUAGAGCGGCUCCUUUUUUCUGGUAGUGUAGAUGGAAAUAUAUUUGUUAAUGUGCUUGACAUUGGAGCAGUUGAGGAUUGUUUCAUUACUACGGAAGAUCAAGCAUUUGUGCUAAAAGUACACAAUGAAUCUAUAACUGCAUUGACUUUUAGUGGAUUUCAUCUGAUAUCUGCAUCAGAGGAUUUUACAUUCUGCCUAUGGGAUACAAUUAACCGGGUGGUCCUUAGAAGAUUCAACAAUAGAAAAGGUGCAGUGACUAAUAUGGUUGUGAUUAAGCAGUCCUCAUUGUUUCCCAUCUCAAACCAUCAAAGAGUUACUCAUCAAUUCCAGGUGUCUUUGCUCCAAAAGUAUCCUCAGCCUUCCAACCCGGGGAAGGGGAUGGCUACAUUCCUUUCUUUUCCAGCUUCCCACAGCAAGCCACCUCCCACUCAUUUCCUUGGAAACAAUUUGCUAGACCAUUUAAUAUCAGGUUCAGAGCAAGAAGAACAAACACCUGCUAUGCUGCAAACGAAAUUGGAGAAAAACAUAGACGAUCGACUAUGGGUAACAAGCAUGACAAAGCAUGUAAUGGAGAUAAGCAAGCAUUUGCAAUGUCGUUUGCUGGAUAUGAUGCAGUGCCGGUUGCUAUGCAACCCGUAUGAACCAGAUUCAUCCCCAAAGAAAAAAAGACACAAAAUCCAGUCUCAAAAUCAAACUCCUACGGAGCAAUCUCAGUAAUUUCAAAUUUUGUGAUUAUCAAAUGGAGAUGUAUCCCUUCCCCCUUUAAAACCAUCUUUUUACUGUACUUUUUUUAAUCAAAUUUUGCCAUGGAUUAAGUAUCAA
Gossypium raimondii (Peruvian cotton) is the source of this 1856-nucleotide messenger RNA. RefSeq names its product protein ROOT INITIATION DEFECTIVE 3. Bases 327 to 1751 code for a protein of 474 amino acids. Gene Ontology annotation, molecular function: protein binding. The transcript is spliced from 8 exons. Lineage: Eukaryota; Viridiplantae; Streptophyta; Magnoliopsida; Malvales; Malvaceae. Gene Ontology annotation, cellular component: nuclear pre-replicative complex. The record is from RefSeq and is a predicted model, not a curated record. Gene Ontology annotation, biological process: DNA-templated DNA replication; rRNA processing.